AUGGCUUUGUCAGACUCUAUCUCUCCACGUGGUACACAAAGUGAAUUUAAUUUCGACGAUGGAUUUUUAAGAGGGGAUUUUCCAGUAGAAGAUGAAUAUAUCUACGACGAUUAUGACUCGGAACCGCUUCUCAACUCUCACACAGAUUUUGAACUUUCACGACAAUUUCGAGGGAGAAGAUACUCGCGUCUUAAUCCCGACGAAGAGGAGACAAACACAAUUAUUCCAAUCAAAUGGAGAUCGAGGCGUUGUGUAAUGAGAACACUCAUCAUUUUUGUUCUAUGUGGACUAGGAACUGUGUGCGGUUAUUUCAUAUCGACACAAAAUAUUCGUGAAUGUAAAGCAACAGUCUCGUCCCGUGAAGACUUAGACAGUCUCCACGGGCCAUUUAUCAAUAGAAUAUCGAGUAGAAACAUAAAAGAGUCUUUAAGAUAUUUUUCCAAAGCGCCUCAUCCAAGUGGGUCCAAAGUCAGCUAUGAGCAAGCGAAAUUCAUCAAAGAGAAAUGGGAACAGUAUGGACUGGACAAAGUCGAACUGAAAAAGUACGAUGUACUGCUUUCCUAUCCGGACAGACCCGGCAUAGCGUCGAUAAAAUCCGCCAACGGCUCAACUGUCUUUACUGCUCAGAGAGAGGAGAAAGUACUCGAGCGUUCUGAGGAUUCUCCAGAUGUACUUACACCUUUUAAUGCUUACUCCAGUAGUGGAAAUGUCACGGCACGUUUGGUUUACGUCAACUAUGCAAUGGUGGAGGAUUUUCAGGAACUCCGCGAAAUGAACAUCAGCGUUAAGGGUCAGAUUGUGAUUGCGAAGUACGGAAAAAUUUACAGAGGAGACAAAGCGAGAAUCGCAGCAGAAGCAGGCGCCAUUGGACUGAUCUUGUACACAGACCCAUCUGACGUCAGUCUUGAGGGAGCUGGCAACACUUUCCCAAACAGUUGGUGGCUUCCUCCUUCGGGAAUACAAAGAGGAACUCUACUUAAUUUCGAACAGGGAGAUCCUCUCACCCCAGGAUAUCCUGCAAGAGACGGAAUCUACAGAAUUUCAGAAAACAAAGCUGCUCUCCCCAGUAUUCCAGUUUACCCCAUCUCGUACGAGGACGCUGCGCAUUUUUUAAAACUACUGACUGGAAAUGAAGCCCCUGAGGACUGGCAGGGAGAAUUACAAAUCAAGUACAACAUUACUAUGGCAACUCAAGACAAAAGGAAAGUCAACUUAGACAUAAAAAUGAAGCUGGAGAAAACGGCCGUGUAUAACGUUAUCGGCAAUAUAAAUGGACAAGAAGAACCAGAUCGAUUGGUGUUACUUGGCAACCACAGAGACUCCUGGAUCUUUGGUGCUGCAGAUGCGUCCAGCGGUACAGCGGCUUUGAUGGAACUUUCCAUGCGACUAGGAGAAAUGCGAAAAAAAGGGUGGAAACCACGAAGGACCAUAGUGCUUUGUAGUUGGGGAGCAGAGGAGCAUGGGAUGCUUGGUUCAACUGAAUGGGCUGAGGAUUUUGCCAAUCUUCUUUCCAAUCGAGCUGUUGCUUAUCUCAAUGUUGACGUUGCUGUGAAAGGGAAUUACAGUUUAAUGGUUCAGUCCAGUCCCCUCUUAGAAUUUGCUUUUAUGGAGGCAACUAAAAAGAUCAAACCUCCUGGUGUAAGAGAAUCCACUGAAAUGUUAUUUGACGACUGGAAGAAGAAAGUCCCGAAUAAAGACAAUCCAAAGCUGCCAACUGUUUCAAAGGUUGGUUCUGGAAGUGACCACCAGACCGUGUACUUUCGGCUGGGGGUGCCAUCAAUUUACUUUGAGUUCACUUAUGACAAGGUUAAGUGGCCUGUUUCUAACUAUCCAGUUUACCACAGUGUACAUGACACAUUUUACUGGAUGAAGACCUUUGUUGAUCGUGAUUUUGAAUAUCACAAGACAUUGACUCAGUUGUGGCUUCAGAUUGCUUUGACUUUGACUGAUCAGCCAUUGCUGCCCUUCAACUGCUCACAAUAUGCUAGCAGAUUAACUUACUAUGCCAAAGACGUCCAAACUAAGUACGAGAAAAUUCUCAAUCAGCACAAUAUAGUCCUUGAUAAUCUUAUGUCUAGUGUUACUAACUUCAGUGACGCAACCUCCGAAUUCGAAGAAUGGUUGAAUUCUGUUGACCAAAAGGAUUCCUUGAAACUUCGAAUAGCCAAUGAUCGCCUGAUGCAGCUCGAGAGAGCCUUUAUCAACCCUCAAGGACUGCCGGGAAGGCCUUACAUGCGUCACGUGGUGUUCGCUCCCAGUGCCCACAACGCUUACGCUGGCAGCAGCUUCCCUGGAUUGGUGGAUGCCUUGUACUCCGUGCAGCAGCUUAACAGCAAAGACUGGGAACUAGUGGAGAAGGAGUUGUCUGUUGCAGUAUUUUAUAUCCAAUCUGCCACUAAUGUCAUGACUCUGAAAUCUAUUUAA
Molecule: messenger RNA, 2424 nt
Organism: Pocillopora verrucosa
Lineage: Eukaryota; Metazoa; Cnidaria; Anthozoa; Scleractinia; Pocilloporidae
Product: putative N-acetylated-alpha-linked acidic dipeptidase
Molecular function (GO): carboxypeptidase activity
Source: RefSeq, a predicted model, not a curated record